Molecule: messenger RNA, 1473 nt
Organism: Lottia gigantea (owl limpet)
Lineage: Eukaryota; Metazoa; Mollusca; Gastropoda; Lottiidae
Exons: 3
Coding region: 1-1473 (490 amino acids)
Source: RefSeq, a predicted model, not a curated record
AUGAACGUCUUAAUUUUAGGGAUCGACUCCAUGUCCCAGUUGAGUUACCGUAGGAAAUUACCCAAAACUGUGAAAUAUUUAGAGAAAUUGAAAUCCACCAUUUUGAAUGGGUAUAACAUCGUAGGUGAUGCUACCACUGCAGCUCUCAUCCCCAUUCUGACUGGAAAAGCAGAAUUUGAACUUCCUGAAGUCAGAAAAUCAGAAAUUGAUUCUGAAAUGGUGGAUGUAUACCCUUUAAUUUGGAAAAAGUUUGAGGAACAGGGAUAUGCAACUUUAUACGUCGAGGAUGAACCUUCCCUUGGUGUUUUCAAUUUACGAUUAACAGGGUUCGACAAACCACCAACAGAUCAUUACUCACGGCCAUUUUGGCUGGCCAUCUGGGAAUCCCUUUUAAGAACUGAAAGUGAAAGAUUUUGUACGGGGAAAACCCAACAUCACCAUUUUUCUCUUCAAUACGUCAAAGAUUUCUUCGAGAAAUACCAAAAUGUUUCAAAGUUCAUGUUCGCAUUCCAUACAGAACUCUCCCAUGCGGACAAUAAUCCAGUGCAGUAUAUUGAUGAGGAUUUGACAGAUUUCCUUAAUUUCUUAAAUGUGAAUGGUUACCUUGACAACACGUUGGUAGUUUUAAUGGCCGACCACGGAGCUCGUUAUAAUAAAGUUCGUAAUACCGUCCAAGGGAAAUUAGAAGAACGCCUUCCCAUGAUGUCUUUCCGAUUCCCGCCCUGGUUUCACGAAAAAUUUCCAGACGCCAUAAAGAAUUUAAAUUUGAAUGCCGAAAAACUUUCCACACCUUUUGAUAUCCAUGAAACUUUACUAAGUGUUCUAGACUACAGUAGACUUAGUCUACCAGUGAAUCCAAAUGUUCGCGCCAUGAAUCUGCUGCAGGAAGUUCCGUUAAAUAGGACAUGUAAAGCAGCAGGCAUUGACGUACAUUGGUGCGCAUGUUUGGUUCAAGUGAACGUUGAUGCAACUGAUUAUUUCGUCCAAAAUUCAGCCCUAGAAAUUGUGUCGUAUAUCAACCGAAAGACAGAGAGUCUACGCGAUAUGUGUAUGAAAAUACAACUGGAUAAAAUAGUCAUAGCUGUCAUGGUUCUUCCUAACGAACAAGUGCUAAGAUAUAAAAGUUCGAAGGAUGAUGAUCAGAGAGAGGCUAACUUUACAAGUGAUAUUAAUAUGGACAAAGCCCAUUAUCAAAUCACCAUAGAAACAGCUCCAAAUAUGGGCAUAUACGAAGCUACAGUUGAAGUUGAUUUCCGCAACGAAACUUACAAAUAUAACAUUACUGCUGAUAUUAGUAGAAUUGAUCGCUAUGGCGACCAGCCAAAAUGUGUACAGGAGAAAUACCCAAAUUUACGGAAGUAUUGUUUCUGUCACAAAAAUCAGACUCAUCUUGUAAAUGAGCGACGAAGAGAAAUACUUAAAAGAACUUUCAGUGAAAAAUCUUUAAAAAGGCAGAAAAGAGAACAGGGCUAG